This is a messenger RNA of Paramecium sonneborni, 630 nucleotides long. Lineage: Eukaryota; Ciliophora; Oligohymenophorea; Peniculida; Parameciidae. The record is from the annotation of a GenBank genome assembly.
AUGUCUCAUUUCUCUGAUCGUUGUAAAACAGAUCCUAAUGAUGAUGGUGAGAUUAAACACAAAAGUAGAUAGGUUUAACAAUUUAUCUAAAACUCAAAAGAAGAACAAUAAAAGCUUAUUAUCCUUUAUAAAAAAGACAUAGAUUUAUAAAGUUAGAAAAUAAAAGAAAAAAGAAUUCAAAAAAGAAAUUUCAAAAAAUAAAUUGCAAAAUCAUAGAGCUGUGGUAUUUAUAUGACAAACCUUAUUAGUGAGUCUUAGUCAUUAGCUGAUACUGAAGAUUAUCAAGAAUCACUAUAUGAAGACGCUUUAUUGGAGUUAGAUAACCAGAGAGAUGAUAAAAUAUAUAGAAUAGUUUAGCAUUAUAAUAAUUAAAUAAACAAUUUAAGAAUGAUUGAAUUUACAGAGGAAACUUUGUAACAAAUGUUUUUUUUUGAAAAAAAAAAUGGGAAGAAAUCGAAAAUAUACAAGGAUAAUAUGAACAAAUAAAGAUUAAUUAAAUUAAACAAUGAAUGUAUAUAAUUUUAAAAUGUGGUAGAUAUCAUAUAGUGUGCUUAAUCUUUUAUAAAUUUAAAUUAUACUUUAUUAAGAUUUAUGUUAAAUUUAUACUGGUCUCUCUAUACAUAGUUUUGA